CUAUUUCAGAAAUAGUCGCAGCCGACUUUAUGGUAAACUAUGAUAUUAAUGUUAUCGGAGUCUUAACAGACCUGAAUAAAGUAAGGCAAAUUUUUUGGUUGGGAGAUGGGAAAAAAAUUAAUAUGGUUACUUUAUCGCAUCGUAAAAAGGCAUUGGAUAUUAUUGGUAAUAUGGUUAGCAUGAAGCGUGUGGCGGGUUUAACAGUACAACAUAUAAAGGUUCGUGAUCAUGUUAUUAUAUCUGAUGAUACAAAUGAUGAUAUAGCACCAAUGGAGGAUUUUUAUGAGGAAAUGAGUGAGGAGGAUAUACUUAGACAUAAAAUGAGCAAGGCCAUAGCUAUUAUUAAAAAUAAUCCGUUAUUUUCGGACGUGUUUUCUGAUUCUCUAAUUAAAUAA
Messenger RNA from Funneliformis geosporum, 395 nucleotides. The record is from the annotation of a GenBank genome assembly. Lineage: Eukaryota; Fungi; Glomeromycota; Glomeromycetes; Glomerales; Glomeraceae.